Messenger RNA from Kockovaella imperatae, 697 nucleotides. RefSeq lists its product as hypothetical. The transcript is spliced from 3 exons. The record is from RefSeq and is a predicted model, not a curated record. Bases 200 to 598 code for a protein of 132 amino acids. NCBI's taxonomy places the organism in Eukaryota, Fungi, Basidiomycota, Tremellomycetes, Tremellales, Cuniculitremaceae.
AUAGUCUCUCAUGUGCUAUACCCAAAGCAUUUGACAUCAUGCACAACACUGCUGCUGUCGAUGUCUGAGAGAGCAGAACCCCGGCUCUCACCAGGCGGAUCAGAAAGCUGAUGCAUCGCAGUCACGUCAUCACGCAUCCUUCCUCAUCACCUGACUUUCGUACUUUCUGACUGCCGCACACAGUCCAGUCCAGUACCCGAUGCAAUGGACAGCAGCGCUUGGGGAUAUGAUCUCGAUACUCAGCGCCCAUGCUCUCUCUCUUCGGGCCCCAUUCGAGGAUGUCCCAAGGAUGGCAAGGCGCAUAGAUGCCACCACCACCCACCACCUCAUGGUCCCUUUGAGACGGGACCUUAAAAUCCCAAACAGGUAUCCUGACACAUCUCUCUAUUCUCCAUUGAAACGCGUUCUUCAUGGAUGGACUCAGCAGCUUCUUCUUCUUCUUCUCGAGAACGCCAUACUGCCGGAUACCCUUACGAUUCGCACACUCAAACAUUCCUCCCGCCAUCAGGCACGAGCUACCUACCGUGUCCAAAUCAUACUGCUAGGCUCACAUCUCACCAAGUGCCCGAAUACACCGCCUGCUCACACCCUCAAUUAAUCGCUUCAUCAUCAAUAUUUAGGCGUGCUCAGGUCAGAUCGACCGUCAAAGCACCACCAGAUGAUCCCGGCGCCAAACGAGGACGGGAGCGCUUCCAGC